Spinacia oleracea (spinach) is the source of this 11016-nucleotide messenger RNA. RefSeq lists its product as uncharacterized. Gene Ontology annotation, biological process: DNA transposition. The transcript has 5 exons. NCBI's taxonomy places the organism in Eukaryota, Viridiplantae, Streptophyta, Magnoliopsida, Caryophyllales, Amaranthaceae. The record is from RefSeq and is a predicted model, not a curated record. Bases 1767 to 4424 code for a protein of 885 amino acids. Gene Ontology annotation, molecular function: transposase activity; DNA binding.
CGGGCUUAAUUAGCGUAAUUAGUAACUUUUCUUUGUUUUUAGGUCUUAAUUUCGUAAUUUGUUUGUUUUUCUUUAUUUUAUAAUUUUAUAGUUUGAUUAUUUUAGUUCUCAUUAUUAAUUUUCUAUUUUUAUUUUUAUUUUUAUUUCUAUUUCAAUUUCAAUAUUUAUUUAUUUAUUUAUAUUAUUAUUAUUAUUAGUCGUUAUUUGUUUUAUUUCUCUGCGUCGUUUCUUCCUCGUGCUUUUUAUUAUGUGUAGGUGAUGCCGAGAGUGUCAUGGUACAAGUUCCAAGGGCCGAUUAAUCAUAGUACUUGGCAAAGAAAGGAAGCUUAACCUUCACCACAUAUUCUCUUAUCCUACACCACAUCAAUUACCAUCCACCUUCAUCUCUUCCCUCUUGCUCCAACUCUCUUCUUCACCACAGCCAUCAACAAUAGCAGCAAGCCAGUAUCAACACAAACAGCGCAACCUCCAACACCAAUCAACCACCGUCGCACAACCAACAACAACAACACCAAAACACGGCUUAAUCGCCAAUUACAGAGGAAAAACAGAGCAAAAACAGAGAAAUAGGUUUGGUCGAACCCGAAUAGAGUUCGACCGAACCCAAUUUACAGAAGCUACUGAAUUCAAAGGUUCGCCCGAACAUCACAAGUGUUCGCCCGAACCUAUUUAGCGCUCAAAUUGGUACGGAAUUAAUGAUUGCACGUGACGAUGGUGGUACUAGCUUCUUGAAUUACCGCCGUACAGCCCGAAGUGGAAGGCUACGAUUGAGAUGCGAUUUUUGGCCGUGUGAUUGAAGGUCGAAGAUGAUCGAUGGUGGAUGUUGUUGAUCGAUGAUUAAUCGGCGGUGAUGAUUGAAUGAUGAUGGAUGAAGAUGACUGAAGAAUUAUGGCUGUGGAUGAUGGAGGAUGAUUGAUGAUCGACGGUGGUGAUUGGAAGACCGAUGAUGAAGAUCGACGGUGGAAGGCGAGACGAUUGAUGAUGAUUGACGGUGAAGAUUUAUGGAGGAGCUGCGAAGGGAACGGCGAAGGAACAACAAUACUGAUUGUUUUAACGGUUUUUUCAUGAAAUGCCCAUGAGGUUUGCAAUAAUGCACCAAAUACACCUGCGCGUUUCAAAAUUCAUAAAAUACCCCUAAAGUUCCGUACUGUUCAUUAAAUGCUCCUGGAUUUAACGGACGUUAGCUUGCCGUUAGUGACGUUUUACCAAUUUGCCCUUAAUUGUUGUUUGGCGCGAUUUAGGUAACAAUUGUGACUGAAAUUCCAAAAAAAAAAAAACUUCUCAACUUCUCUUCUUUCUCUCUCCUUUCCCCUGUUCUUCAACCCUCAUCAAUUCUACUGUAACUGACAAAAUUCUGGGUAGAUCUUCAAGAAUUUAGUGAAAUUUGUUGCGUUCUCUUUUGGCGAGUUCGUGGGUGUUCGUUUGGUGAAUUCGCGACAAAAAGGGGGCAACUUGGAGGCGAUUUAGAGCUUCGGGUGCAGUGGACGAACAAGGGCCCUUUUCCUAGUUGGAUUAUCUACUUCAAGGUAAUAAUUCCUUCUUCGCUGAUUUAUUUUGCUUGUAAAGUACAAUUUUUUUCGCGAAAUUGAUUAGGGUUAGGGUUUUGCGAAAUUGUCAGUGAUUUUUUGAAAUUGUCAGUUGAGAUUAAUUGAUUGGUUAGAAGUUAGUUAUUCCUUGGAUUUGUUGUGAAUAAUUGUUUGGUUAGUUGUAAGUUGUGAUUGUGACCUGUUGAAUUUCAUUGUGAUCAUGAUUGUGGUUGUUUAUUGAUGAAUUGUUGUUGGUUGAAUCGAAAUUCAUGUUUUUUUUCCUUAAAUUUUCCCUUUAGGAUGACUGCAAUGUGGUUGUUAUUGCAUCAUGGAUCACAUAGCUUUGAUGUGAGAGUUACAGACAUGGAAAAGUAUCGUCUUUUGAGGUUGUUUUUGGAUAUUUUUGAGGAAUCUGUUAGGCAGGAUGUGUUUUUACCUAGUACAUUUGCCCUGUUUAUUGAGUCUCCCUGUGGUAGAGUUGAGUUGGUAGAUGAUAAGACAAUGAAGCUAAUGUGGGGAUGGAAUUGGGGUAAGGACACUGCUGAAAUAUGGGUUGAGGGUACAGACAAACCAGGAGUGGUGUUUAGAAAUGUUGUUGCCACAAUUGAGCAUCAUAGGAAGGAGAGUGAGAGAAAGCUCAAAGAGAGACAAGAUGAACUUCUUAGGGCUCAAAGAAAGGAGGAAGAGGAAAUGAGGAAAAAACAGGAGAGAGAGGACAUUUUAAGGGAACUUCAAGAACAAAUGGAGUACACAAUAGCUGUGGAGGUGCAUGUGGUUGAUUGUGAGGACUUAAGCACUGAGUAUGUGAGGAUUAUAAGCAAGGAUGGUGCUGAUGAGGUGUUUCCAGGAGCCUCUCAACCACAACCCACACAAGAAUCUUCACCCUCCAAAAAACCUACUUCUCCUAAACCAAAACAAAAGGCCAAAGUCAAGCCAACUACUCCAAAAGCUCCUAAGGUUCCUAAAGCCAAGAAACUGACCCCUAAGAGGAGACCCACCCCAACUCAAAAACAGGCCACACCAAAGGCAAAAAAACCCACCCCAACAACAAAAAAGCCCACCUCAACACCACAGCAACCCACCCCAACUCCAGAACAAUCAAUUCCACCAGCACAGCAACCCACCCCAACAACACAGCAGCCCAUCCCACCACCACAGCAACCCAACCCAUCACCACAAACACACCCCACCCAUUCCCCACCACCACAGAACACCCAAAAUGAUCAACCACCCCAUUCCCCACCACCACAGAACACCCAAAAUGAUCAGCCACCCCAUUCAACACCAACACAGAAUCAGUCUGAAGCUGUUAAAAGGAAGGGGGCCAGAACUAGACCUACAGGGUUCAGGGUGAACAAAGUGACUGCCAAGAAAGCUGGAACUUGGGUAUCCAAAGGGAAGGGCAUAGGUAGGAAGGGUACAGGGAGGUCAAAGAGUGCAAGGGUGUUCACUGAUAUUGAGGAUAUAGGUUCAGAAGAGGAGAGUGAGGAUUCAGAUUGGGAGGAAUCUGAACCAGACUCUGAACUAGAGGAGGAUAAACUUGAUGAUUGGGUUGACUCUGAUGUGGAGGCUGAGGUGAUAACAGAUGAUGUGCCUGACUUAUUGUUUGAGGAAUGUUUGGAUGGUUCUAGUAAGAUGGAUAAGGCCUACAAGAAUGGAAAGAUAUGGACUCAUCAACCAUAUGAGUCCAUCAAAUUAGAACCUUGGUUGAUCUUUCCAGACAAGUCCACUUUCCUAGAUGUUUUGAGGAGUUUUUGCAUACAAGAGGGGUUUGGACUAAGUGUUGAGAGGGCUGACAGUAAGAGGUACACUGCAGUGUGUGCAAUAGAAACUUGUGACUGGAGGAUACAUGCAAGUAAGAUGUUUGACAGUGUCAGUUGGGCUAUUAAGGGGAUCAGUGGGUGCCACAAAACUUGUGGGAGAUUGGAGGAGAACCCUGUGGUGACCUCUGAGUGGCUAUGUAAGAACAUGAUGAGUCUAAUUGAGGCCAACACUGAAAUUCCUGUUGAGACAUUGAGAAGGUAUGCACAGGAGACAUUUCAAUUGAGGGUUAAAAAGAGAUUGUUGUACAAAGUAAGGAGUAUGGCAGUAGAGAAGAUACAUGGUGGUUGGGCUGAGGCUUAUGAGUUGCUUCCUAGGUAUGCUGAGAUGAUUAAAAAGACAAACCCAAGAAGUUAUGCACUUAUUUCAUGGGGUGCUACAAGUGGGGAUGUGAACCCCAAGUUCAGAGCUUGUUUCUUCUCCUUUGCUGCUCAAGUCAAGGGAUUUUUGAGGGGGUGCAGGCCUAUAAUUGGAAUAGAUGGGGCUCAUCUAAGUGGGUUUUACAAGGGAAUCCUACUCACAGCUGUUGGCAUUGAUGGGAACAAUGAAAUAUUUGUUCUGGCUUAUGGGAUAGUGGACACUGAGAGCUGUGAUAGUUGGACACAUUUCAUGAGAUGCUUGAGGCAGAUGUUUGAGCAAGAGGGUUGCAACAAAGAUGAUUGGACCUUCAUCAGUGACAGGAUGAAGGGAGUUGACUUGGCAGUGAGAGAUACUUUUCCUAGAGCUACUAGGAGAGUUUGCUGCCAACACUUGUACAUGAAUUGCAAAAACAAUGGAUUUAGUGGAUCUGCUUUCUUCAAACUGUUUUGGAUAGCUGCAAAUGCACACAAUGAGUAUGUGUAUGGUAAAGCAUUAGAGAAGAUCACUGCUCAUGAUCCAAAUGCUGCUGCAUACUUGGACACAUGCCAGGAGCAGUGGUCCAGGCAUAUGUUUGACCCUGCUGUUUGUUGUGAUCACAACACAACAAACUUUGUGGAGUCAUUCAAUGCAUGCACAAAACCAUACAGAGACAUGCCUGUAUUCUCAUUGUUGGAAGGUAUAGCUCACCACUUCAUGUUCUGUUCCUUUAUUUUGUGAUGUUUGUGAUGUUCUGUGUAUAAUGUUGUAUGUUGUUGUGUUGUUGUACAUCAAUCAGAAAGUGGUGUAUGGAGAGGGUUGGGGCAAGAUUUGACAUGGCAAUUGAUAUGGAGGAUGGUCAGUUGACUGAGUAUGCCAAGAAAGAGGUGGAUGAAAGAACAGGAGAGUCUAGGUUCUGCUAUGCUACAGCCUGUGGUGGGGGGGAAUUUGAGGUCAGAGAUGCACAUGUGAACUUCCCCAUCAGGUUAUCAACUAGAAGCUGUGGGUGUGGGAAGUGGCAAAUUUCUGGAAUCCCCUGCAAGCAUGCACUCAGGGUGAUUUAUGACCAAAGGCUGAACCCCAUUGAUUUUGUCUCCCCAUUCUUCAAGUCUGCUGCAUACAAGCUUACAUAUGCAGACCACAUUCACCCCAUGUCAGACCCAACACAGUGGCCUAACUUUUCUCUCCCUACCAUUCAGCCUCCAGUCAUCAAAAGACAAGCUGGCAGACCUGCUAAGAAGAGAAAGAGAGGACCAAAUGAACCCAGGAAGGGGAAGAGAAACAGCAAUGUGAAAUGUGGAAAGUGCAGGGAGUUUGGUCAUAACUCAAGGACAUGUAAGAAUGGAGGACCAAGCACUGGACCAAGCACUUCAGCAGCAGCAGGAGCAAGUACAUCACAAGGGGGUUCAAGGGGGAGGAAAAGAGCAAACACAGCAACUUAACCAUGCACAAAGUUAAAAGUUAGUCAGUUUUUGGUGAAUUGUAGGUGCACAAAGUUAAAAUAGCUUAGGCAAUUUACAAUUAGUAUCACUUUUUGGAAAGAACACAAUUGCUUAGACAAGAUGUUUUUGUGCAGUUUCAGUGGCAUUUGUCCACUUAGAAAUCAGUUUUUGUAAAGCUCAUAUGCUUAAACAAGUGAUGUUCUUGCUUGAAAUUUGUUACAACUCUACUUCAUUGCUAUCCAAAUUAGAAAUGCAAACAUUAUUACACCAAUUUUUAUUGCAAACUUGAAUUGUUGUUUCUGUUGUUUCAGUUUCUUCUUCAAUAGCUUCAACUCUUCAUGCAUUCCCCUGCUUCCUUCUUGCAUUCCCCUGUUUUCUUCUUGCAUUCCCCUGUUUUCAUCAGCUCUGUUUCCCUUGCUUUGAGCUUCAUCAAAUGUCUGCUCAACAAAACCUUUGCACCACUUGAAAUUAUCACAAGAAUCACACUUGUAGUAAAGCUUUUGCGGAUUUUUAGCCGUUUCCGAGCUCCUAAUUGCAAAUCUUCUCCCACAAUUGCAGUUUUUAUUUGGAACUCUUAGGUAUGACAAACUUGGGAUGGAAGAGGAUCCGGUUUUUGAAUUAGAACUCAUGGCUAUUUAGGAAAUAGAGGGCUAAACAUGGAGCAAGUCAAGUGAACAACAGCCUUACUUAUAGGCAGCAUGAACAUAACGGCUAUAUUGAAUUAAAACUAGUCGUUGGAUUCAAAUUAUGAAGUUUGGGUAUUUGGUGCAAAGAACUUUACAAAUAGGUGUAUACUAUGCAAAACCUUUAUAUUUAGGUGCAUUUUAUGAAUUUUAAACAUGACUUAACGGAGGACUAACGGAAAGUCAUAAUAGGGGUAUUUGGUGAACAGUUUUGAGUAAAUAGGGGUAUUUUAUGAAUUUUGAAACGCGCAGGUGUAUUUGGUGCAUUAUUGCAAACCUCAGGGGCAUUUCAUGAAAAAACCGUUGUUUUAAUGGGCUUUGGGUCUGAUACUCUGAUGGAAAGGAGUUUUAGGGGAUUUGGAUUCCACUUUUUCUUACUUUCUCUUUUCCUUUUUCUUUGAUUAUUUCUAAUUAUUUUCUUUUCCUUUUCUUUUUAUUCUCUUUUAAAUUCUUUUUGCUUCUUAGUUUUUUAUUUUUACUUAGUUUUUGUUUUAUUCCUUUUUUUUUUUUGGUUUUUAAAAGAGGAGGAUAAAUACAUUCUUACUACCAACUUCAUUGGGAGGUAAAUAAUUAGUUAUAGUUCUUUUUUUUUUAGGGUUUAUGCUUAGUUUUUUUUUUAGAGAGAUAAAAGUGAGGAAAAUCAAUGGAAAAUUGGGGCUUUUCAAAUUCAAGUGUGACAAUUUAGUUUGAAGAACCGACAAUCAAUCAAUGAGCAUUUCUAUAUCUCUCUCUUCAUUUAUUUCUUCAUUUUUUGCUUUAUUUAUUUAUUGUUUUAAUUAGUUAUGUUGAGUUUUUGUUUAUUUUAAUGAUUCAUGUUUAGAUUAGUUGUUAUUAUGGUUUAGAAUCAUGUUUUUAGUUGUUAAUUUCUAUAAAUUUUGUGUUUUUAUGAUUAUGGAGUAGUUUAUUGAUUAGGGUUUGGUGAAAACUCAACUUUGAUUGGUUUGGUUGUUUGUGAUUGGAAAUUAGGGAUUUUCAUGAUUAAAUUAUUGCAUGUUUAGGCAUUUCCAAUACAUGUUGCAUUUAACUUGAUCAAUUAAGUGUUUCAUGAUUGCUUGGAGUAGUCUAGUUGGGUUGGAAAGGGAUUAAAGACCUAAACUAGACUAUUUGGUUGAAUUGGGACUUUGAUUUACCUCGGGUAUGAUAGGGUAGAACGGGAGUUCAUCCUUGAUGCUUAGGGAAAUUGCUCGCAUGUCGGGAGAUAGUUGGAGCUAUUUGUGAAUUCAACGCUUAUCAUGUAGUGCUUGUGAAUCUUCCCCGUUUUCAAUUCUCUUAGGUUCAAUCCAUGAUUUGUUGUUGUUUGACCCAUUCCCUAAUCUCUUUUAGUUUAGUUGAUUUAGUUUUAGUCGAUUAGUGACUUUUCAAAACCCCGUUUCGACCUAGCUUGUUGUUCGAUUAGCAUAGAUUAGUGCACCUUAGUCCUUGUGGAUUUCGACCCUUACUUAUCGCUUUACUUGUGUUUAGUGAUUAGUUUAGGUUUUUGUUUGAUUAGGAGAGACUAGUAACGACCUAGUUUCUACCUCUAUCCAUUGGUUUGUUAAUUUGGACUUUAAACUUGUCGUACUAUUUAUAUUUCCUUAUUUUCGUUGGUUGGUUUUUGGGAUUAAACCUGUAAUCGAUUUUUUAUAAACCUAAAGUUAGUUUUAUGUUUUCCGCUGCAAAAUUCUGAAUAAGCCGUUACGUUUUCACACGGGCGAUAAUGCGUUGAUAAUUCUCUACGUUUUAUAUUAAAAGGUUAUUUUAGAAAAGAGAGAAUUGUCGGGGUGUUACACUUACAACCAAUCAUUACAAUAUUCCAUUUUCUUAAUUUCCACCCCAACCCCCAAAUAAGAACAACUUAAAGGAACAGAGAGAGUACAAUGGACAAUGAAUUAACAUUUUGCUACAUCUACAAUAUAAUAGCAAAAUACGCUAUUGAUUAAUACAUACAAUUUCAAAAAUAAAUUAUUUAUGUUAUCUAACUUUAAGCAAAGCAGUGAUUUUAUUUUUUGUGCUUGCAAAUUGAGACUAUUAGGUAUUAGAUGCCUAAUAAACCAAUAUCCAUUGAAUAUGGAGCACUAAUAUAUCAAUUUAUGUAUAAAUAUUAUUAUUAAUAAUUAAGUAUUCUAGUAAAAAAAUAAAAAAAUUCAGCGGAUAGAUGAAUGGAUCAGAUGAUAGAUCGGGUGACGGUUGGAUGAACCUUCACCCGAAUUCAACCCAAUCCCUCGCCUUAUCCACCUGUCACCGGUUUAACAUCCACAUUUUAUCGUGUUUUCAUCCAUUUAUUCGAUUCGGGUGAUUCUGAUGUCCGUCGGGUUUAGAUAAAAUUGUCACCCCGAAAUGGGAUUAGUCCAAAUAUUUUACUAGGGGAUGUCAAAUGUUAAUUGUUUGAUUUUAUUACCAAAACUUCACUUCCCUCGUCAUCGAUGACGAGAGUUAGGUUGGCCCUCCGAUGAUCUAACCCAAUUUUCUUUCCUUACUAAAAAAAAGAACUUCAUUGGUUGCAAUCCAAGUUCGUUAACCUUUUGUUUUUAAGGAAAAAGUUCACCAACCUUAAAUUUUUCUCGAUAUUAAAUUGACCUCUUUCUCUUCAAUAAUUAUUUCAAUCACUUUUGAUUAUAGUGAAAUUGAAAUACUUUGUACAUAUAUUACAGAGUAUUUAUUUAUCCACUACAUAUAUUAUGAUACUUUGUACGCCCUCCGUAUUUAUUUAAGAGAUACACUUGGUCGGACACGGGUAUUAAGAAAAAGAAUUGAAUGAAAUAAAGUAAUAAAAUAAGUGGAUUGAGUAGAUAUUUUAAUAAAAAAAACAAGUGGAGACCAUGUCAUUUUAGGGAGUAGAGGGUUGGGGUGGGGUGUAGAUAUAUUAUUUAAUUAGAUGGUGGGGUUGAUAAUUUACUAAAAAUGGCAAGUGUAUCUCUUAAAUAAAUACGGCUAGAAAAAACAAGUGUAUCUCUUAAAUAAAUACAGAGGGAGUAUAAAGAUUUCAACAAGGGGCCAUAUAACGCUUUUAAGCAUAAUAAACUUUUGUGGAGUUAUGGUAGACCCCUUCUAAGCAUAUCAUAACACAUAUAAAGGCUUGAACAUGAAAUACUAUUCAUGUAACAGUGGAUUCCCCAUAUUACCCUUAAUUCUUCUUUGUUUUACAUUCUACCCUUGAACAAAUCUGGUGCCACGCUAUCAACUCUCCCUCUCCUCUUCUUUCAAUCUGGUGCCUUGAUUCUUUGUUUUGUUCUUCAGCUCUCCAUCUCCUCUUCUCUCAUGGUAGUAACUUCUACCUUUCUCUUCUUCGAUCUUACCUCCCUCUAUUUUUAAACUAAAAUGCCUCCUUUUCUCUCUGCUUCUCCUCCAACCAAUAUUUCCUUCUCUCUCCUUCAACCUCACAACAAUGGCAGCUGGAAAUUCUAGACCCAUAACCAAUUUGGGUUAUGCGUUUGCAAAACCAAGCUUCAACAAUCUUCAAUGGCGGGAUAUGAUUUCAAUGAGUUUGAAAUGAGGCCACUUUGACAGUCUUCACACUCUGCCCACAUUUCUACUCAUCAAUUAAAGAGGCGGAGAAUUCUCUGUAGGCGACGUUUGAAUUAUUAAAGUGGUCUUGCAGUUUGUUUACACAAGUCUCUAAGGAUCAAUAAGCAUUGCCCAUCUACAGGUUUGAAGAUGAUGCAUCAUUGGGAUCGGGAUUAGAGAGCUUGUAGUUCUGUUUGUUUAAUCAAGUGAUUCAAUUUGUUAGCUUGGAAUUGAAACUUGUCGCACCAUUCGUAUUUCCUUAUUUCAGUUAAUUGUUUUGGACCUAAUAUGUAAUAAAUUAAUUAUGAACCCAAAAGUUAGUUUUAUGUUUUUCGCUGCAAAAUUCUGAAUAAGCCGUACGUUUUUACACGGGCGAUAAUACUUUCAUAAUUCCCUACAGUUAUAUUUUAAAAAGGAUUGUUUUAGAAAAUGGGAAUUGUCGGGGUGUUACAAAGUGGUAUCUAGAAGCUAAGGUUUUACUUAACAAUUUUUUAGGCGCCUAACUAUCUAGUUAUUUAAAAUAAACUUCUUAAAAAUCGAGCUUCUACGUAUUAUAGUGUUCAAAAAUUGGUACUUUUUUUUCGGGGGCCGAUUUCCUUUUAUCUUGUUUGAAAGUAUAUAAUAUUUCUUAUUUAAGUUCAGAAUUAACUUAUUUAUUCGAAACUUUUCGUUUAUGUGAAUUAAGUACGUUUUUCGUUAUUUUCGAAAUUAAAUUAAAUAUAUUCGGAAAAAAAAAAAAAAAAAAAAUCUUAUCCCUUAAGUAUAUUUAUUCGUUUAAUAAUAAAAAAAAAUUCUUAUUAAUUAUUCGUUUGAAAAUAAAAAUAAUAAUAAAAUUUCUUUAUUUUAUUUAUUCGUUUAUUAUUAAUUCGUUUAAUAAACUUUUUCUUACUAAUCGUUCUUGUUUUAUUCUUUAAAUUCUUCAAUGUUUGACCUAUUAUGAUUUAUUAUGAGAGAUGGGUAAUAUAGGAAAGGGCAUAUAGGAUAGAAUUAUAUGUGCAUUAGUAGUUAAUUGCUAGCAUAAGAAGUUAAUUGCUAUGUGCAUAUGUUAAAUGUUUAAGUGUUGCAUGUAAAUGUGCAUAAAAAUUGUUUGAUUACACCAAACUUAUUGUUUUAUUGAAUUCUGAUUAUGCUUUGGUUGGGAAAUCGUUAGUAAGAUCUUAAGUUGUUUGUUUCAUGAAUAAAACGCUUCUUUCCAAGUACACCAACAUAGGAUCCUUUGAGAAGAUCGACGAAUACUGAGGAUCUAGAUUUCACUUCACAAAUUUCCAAAGAAAGAACAGAUAGACAAGAUGCCUUAAACAUUUGAAGUUGUAAUAGUUAGUUUGUUCUUAAAUGUUUUGGAGAAUAAGUAGCAAAGCUACAACAGUUUAAAGUUAAAGCAAUAAGAGUUUGACUUAUUCUUUAUUCUUUUCAAGGAUGUAUUAAACCUUUAUAGAAUUAGCAAUAAAAGUUAAGGCAUUCGUUUCCAAUGUGAGAAUUCCAUAAUUCGCCAACAAUAGUUUAUGUUUAUGCCAUAGAACUUUUAAUUUUAUUUUGAGGACAUGUGUGUUGUGGAUAUUUAGGAUUGUUAUUAACAUUCUUUUGAGGAAUAGAGUUAGAUCAUUGAUUAUCCAAAGGAUCAAGAGUUUAUUUUGGGCACGCAAAGAGAAUGUUUUCUUCUUUUAUUCUGCCUUAUUAUUCGUGAUGAUUGAAUUUGUUCCUUGUUUCUCAGUUGAAUGUCAUGUA